CCGGGCCCUGGGAGUUGGGCCCUGCCACGACGCUCCCCAAUGAAGUCCCACCCCCAUGGGGCCUGGUGGCACCUGGAAACAGACCCCGUAGUGGCAGCGUCCAGACUCUGACCACCCAGUAACACCCUGCCCCCCACUGUCUUCGGAAGAAGGGAUUGCGUGUCCUGCUAGCCCGGCCGACCGCCUCGGCCACAUCGACGGGUGCCGCACCGCCGGCGGCGGAAUCAGCAGUAGCAGCGGACCAGAGCCAUGGGCAAGCAGAACAGCAAGCUGAAGCCCGAGGUCCUGGAGGACCUCCGGCAGAACACCGAGUUCUCGGACGCCGAGAUCCAGGAGUGGUACAAGGGCUUCCUCAAGGACUGCCCCAGCGGGCACCUCUCCAUCGAGGAGUUCAAGAAGAUCUACGGCAACUUCUUCCCCUAUGGGGAUGCGUCCAAGUUCGCCGAGCAUGUGUUCCGCACCUUUGACGCCAACGGGGACGGCACCAUCGACUUCCGCGAGUUCCUGUGCGCGCUGAGCGUGACGUCGCGCGGCCGCCUCGAGCAGAAGCUCAAGUGGGCCUUCAGCAUGUACGACUUGGACGGCAACGGCUACAUCUCGCGCCAGGAGAUGCUCGAGAUAGUCACGGCCAUUUACAAGAUGGUGGGGUCUGUGAUGAAGAUGCCGGAAGACGAGUCGACGCCCGAGAAGCGCACCGACAAGAUCUUCCGGCAGAUGGACAAGAACAUGGACGGAAAACUCUCGCUGGAGGAGUUUAUUGAGGGCGCCAAAAGUGAUCCCUCGAUUGUGCGGCUACUCCAGUGCGACCCCCAGUCCUCCCACUGAUUGCCGCCGCCACUGCCUCCUGCCGCCGCCGCCGCCGCCCUCUUGCGCUGCCCUUGCCCACUCACCGGUGCAUCAAGCUGCUGCUGCCUCCUCCUCUCCCGUCAGACCCACCAAUCACGACCGAGCACGAGAGCUCUCUUUUUUUCUCUCUUACUUUCACUGGGGAAGCCCCGCUCCGUGUGCUCCCUCCUCCCAUUCCCUCGCUCUUUCUCAGCUUCCACUGUAACAAUGCUUUUUGCGAGUUUUGACACCACGGGCUGUAGCUGUGUCCUGGAAUGGUGAAUUCUGGUGGUAUGUUGCUUUUGGCAGGUGCCAUUUGAUUGAUCCAGUGAAAGGUGUUUCAUUUAGUUUUGUUCGUUUCAACCAUAACUGCCAGAACGCAUUAUGUACAGUUGGUGACAGCCUCAACUUGGACAAUAUGCCUAUAGCCGGCUAACUUUGGCAAAUAUGGGCUAUAUGGAGCAAAGCUUCAAUGCUUUGAAAGGAAGAUGCUUUAAGUUAGCUCAUUCAAAGCACGACAACCGGAAAUCUCAAGCACCUUCUGCAGGAGAAGCAGAAAGGGUGUUUAAGGCUUGUCCUGGUUAAGUAUGAUGGUAACUACGCAUACGGGGAGGCAUUAACUUGUUCAUUUGCUCGGAAAAUUAUGGACAUGGUGAAAAAAAAUAACAAACCAAACAAUAUUCAAAAGAAAAAAAUGCAGUCUGUCAAUUAUGUAUUUCUGGGGUAGCAGUUUUGUUACCUUGUAUAAGAACUCUAGAGUACUAGCCCAAGAGAAAUUUUUGUUUAACUAGAAAUGCUCGUUUGAUUAACAAUGCUGAUAAAAUAAUGUUCAUUUGCAAGAAUGUUCAUGUGCAAGAGGUGUGAGGAAGCAUGUGUGGACACAUCUCACAUUGGCAUUGUUUUUUUGUGAUGCUUGGUUGUCAAAGGCAUUGACAUUAAGGCUGAAUAUUAGUCUUCAGGCAGGUUUCUGUCAGCGCAUGCUGAUUUCCAGAACCAGGGGAAGUUGAUUUGAUGAAAACGUUUACGUGCAGGCAGACAUAUUUGUUGUCGCCGUUAUUUUUGCGAUGCAUGCUUGUUGUAAGUGUAGAUCUAUGAUUUCAUUAUUGCUUUAAUCCUAGUGAAUUUUUUUAACCAGACAUUCAGUUGCCAUCAUGUCAUCAAACAGGCCAAGCUAUGGGCAGUCGUAACAUUCAAUGCACACUUGUCCAGAGACUUUCUGUCGUGUUCAACUAAUACACUUUCUGUUGCAGCAAGACAUUAAAUGCGCUUGCUCAUCUUUCUUAGCUGGCUGCACCCUCAGAGAAUAUGAUGAGGCCAAUCACAAACACGAAGUGCUAGUAAAGAAUGAUGAAAAAUUUGUUGUAGUUUGAGUGGCUAGCUCCUCCGCAGUGUGGGUGGUACGAAAGCAAUGCAACCAAGCAAACAGGCAAACAGCUGUGUUAAGUACAUGCACUACCCAAUGAAGAACCGCAAGUGACAUUACGGAUGACAUGCACUUCGUGCCACUGCUAUAUAUCCUGCGCCUGAGCGACGGAUUACGCAGAAAUUUGGUGUUACGCUGGAAUGAAGCAGUGUCACCAAAAGCGAUCAUUCCGGUAGACCUGGCCCCUGGCUUGCACCGGUGCCACUAGGCCACACCAGUUUUGCGCAGAGUGUGCCAUCAGUGUGGCAUGUGAAUACAGCACUAUCUGCACUGCUCUUGCACCUUCUGCACCACUCAUUGUGAAAGGCAGUGAUUACUUGUUUCCAGUCUCGGGCCGCUCUGUACUGAAUGCUGUAUUGGUUUUCGAGGCAAAGGUUAAUGGCCCUCCUGGUGGAAGUGCUGUUUUGUUCAUGCUCAGCUGUCACUGUUUCACAGUUUAAUACCACGUUCGGGUGCAGUGUCUGCUCAUUUAAUACAGACAGAAUUAGAUUUAGACGUCUGUGGCAAUGCUCAUCUUAAGGACGCAAAUUUUCUGAGAGAAAUGGUGGUACUGUCUUUUUUUUUUUUAGGAACAUGAACAUUGACAGAAUGUGGAGAGGUCUUAAGGCAGAAGGUGGAGAGGUUUGGCUUUCUAGUGACAGAUAGCGCCAGCAUUUCCUUCACUAUGAAAAUAGUGCGUUGGUGGGUCACAACUGCAGACGAGUCAUACAGCAUCUAAACAUGGCAUUAAACAAAUUGCAGCACCAAAUAAGUGCCACUUGUUUGUGAAAUUUGAAUGUGAACAACAGUUUAGCUGAGAGAGCCGCCAUGCCUGUCUCCUUCGGUAUGACUUCAAUAUGACUUUGUAAUGGAAGUGUAUAGCAUUGUUAAAUGUAAGGUUAAAAAUUUCUUACCCCACGAAACCGGUUUUGUCAAUGCAUGCUGGUUGACGAAACCCGAGGGUGCUGCAAGCCAGUGCUUCAGUGUAGAGCCAGACUAUUCGACUAUGCUUAAAAAUGGACGCACCUGAGAAAAUGGCUCUCUCAGAGCCGGCAUGCGAGGACAAAUCUUGCCCAGGGGCCAUGACCUUUGUUUUAAACAGUGUUGGCUCUGCAUGGAAUUUCAAGCACCGAAACAGGAUGUUUGGCUGCUGCUUUGCUUGGUGGUCUCUGCAGCAAAGCACUGGUGUGGUAACAUGCUAACGCUAUUUAAGUUGCAAAGCCGCAGCACAGGCGUGUUGUGCAAAAAAAGAAAAUUGGAUGCUACUGCACACAAAUGCUGCUUUCUGUAAACGCAACCCUGGCGCCCUUUUCGGUCCUCGUUAACUGCUGGUCCGGUACUUGCGGGCUGUUGGGCUCUGUUGCCUUAUCAUUGCCCGCUUGCUUCAUGCUCAAGCACGCAUAGUUUUUCUUGUCUGAUGGCAACCCUCUAAUGUUACUAGGUUUGUUCUGUAGAAAGUUUCUAAAAAAUGCCUUCGUUGCAUUUCUUGCGUCGCACUGUCGCAUCUGUUUCAAGAGGAGUACUGGCAUGACAUUUUUAACUGACUCUUUUUGCAUUAAAUGAAGGUUCGAUUAUUCUAAACCCUCCAAAGGAUAGCGGCAAGUGUCGGAGCACUCUAAAUAGCUUACUUUAAUGCUCGUUUCUACAAAACUGCUUCGGUACACAGGAGGUGUAUGCGUUGCAGUACGCUGGCUCACUUUGUUCCUGCAACCGCUGCAGUUGCGAUACUUCGGGACAGCCAAAAAGAGACGUGCGCAGUACUCUCAUUUGCUUUCUUAAGGGUGACAUCAUCAUUCACUAACCUUAUUGUCAUACACCAUCAGCAAAUUUAUCUCUGGGUCAGGGCGUCGCAAAUGUUGGUGAUGCCAGUCCAGCAUUUCCAGACCGACUUUAGUAUCGAAUACGUUUCCCAACCUUCCUGCUUGCUAAAAGAGUCAGUUUUAUGUGUGAGAGCUGUAGUCUCCAACUUAUAUAUAUAUAUA
Messenger RNA from Dermacentor andersoni, 4209 nucleotides. It is a transcript of the gene Nca, whose product is annotated as neurocalcin homolog. Lineage: Eukaryota; Metazoa; Arthropoda; Arachnida; Ixodida; Ixodidae. Gene Ontology annotation, molecular function: calcium ion binding. The record is from RefSeq and is a predicted model, not a curated record.